Molecule: messenger RNA, 3772 nt
Organism: Sturnus vulgaris (Common starling)
Lineage: Eukaryota; Metazoa; Chordata; Aves; Passeriformes; Sturnidae
Source: RefSeq, a predicted model, not a curated record
AUGCAGAAGGGGAUGCGGCUCAAUGACGGGCACGUCGCCCACCUGGGGCUGCUGGCGAAGAAGGACGGGGCCCGGCGCGGAUACCUGAGCAAGCGGAGCGCCGACAACACGAAAUGGCACACCAAGUGGUUCGCGCUGCUCCAGAACAUGCUCUUCUACUUCGAGACCGACUCCAGCUCCCGGCCCUCGGGGCUCUACCUGCUCGAGGGCUGCGUCUGCGACCGCGCGCCCUCCCCCAAGCCCCCCCUCUCGGCUAAGGACUCCCUGGAGAAGCAGCACUACUUCACCGUGAACUUCAACCACGAGAACCAGAAGACCCUGGAGCUGAGGACCGAGGAUGCCAAGGACUGCGACGAGUGGGUGGCAGCCAUCGCUCACGCCAGCUACAGGAACCUGGCGACAGAGCACGAGGCGCUGAUGCAGAAGUACCUCCAUCUCCUGCAGAUCGUGGAGACGGAGAAGACUGUUGCCAAGCAACUCCGGCAGCAGAUCGAGGACGGGGAGAUCGAGAUCGAGCGCCUCAAGGCCGAGAUCGCGUCCCUGCUCAAGGACCACGAGCGCAUCCAGGCCAGCCAGAGCAGCGCACCCAGUGACGAUGACAGUGACAUCAAGAAGAUCAAGAAGGUGCAGAGCUUCCUGCGGGGCUGGCUGUGCCGGAGGAAGUGGAAAACCAUCAUCCAGGACUACAUCAGGUCCCCCCACGCUGACAGCAUGCGCAAGAGGAACCAGGUGGUGUUCAGCAUGCUGGAGGCCGAGGCUGAGUACGUCCAGCAGCUCCACAUCCUCGUCAACAACUUCCUGCGGCCGCUGCGCAUGGCUGCCAGCUCCAAGAAACCGCCCAUCACCCACGACGAUGUCAGCAGCAUCUUCCUCAACAGUGAAACCAUCAUGUUUUUGCACCAAAUUUUCUACCAAGGCCUGAAGGCACGGAUCUCCAGCUGGCCCACACUGGUGUUGGCUGACCUGUUCGACAUCCUGCUGCCCAUGCUGAACAUCUACCAGGAGUUUGUGCGGAACCACCAGUACAGCCUGCAGAUCCUGGCGCACUGCAAGCAGAACCGGGACUUUGACAAGCUGCUCAAGCACUACGAGGCCAAGCCUGACUGCGAGGAGAGGACCCUGGAGACCUUCCUCACCUACCCCAUGUUCCAGAUCCCCAGGUACAUCCUGACCCUGCACGAGCUGCUGGCUCACACGCCCCACGAGCACGUGGAGAGGAACAGCCUGGAUUACGCCAAGUCCAAGCUGGAGGAGCUGUCCAGGAUAAUGCACGAUGAAGUGAGCGAGACUGAAAACAUUCGGAAGAACCUGGCAAUAGAGAGGAUGAUCAUCGAGGGCUGUGAGAUCCUGCUGGACACCAGCCAGACCUUCGUCAGACAAGGGUCGCUGAUCCAGGUGCCGAUGUCGGAGAAGGGGAAGAUCACGCGGGGCCGCCUGGGCUCGCUGUCGCUGCGGAAGGAGGGCGAGCGGCAGUGCUUCCUCUUCUCCAAACACCUCAUCAUCUGCACCCGCGGCUCCGGGGGCAAGCUGCACCUCACCAAGAACGGGGUGAUCUCCCUGAUCGAUUGCACGCUGGUGGAGGAGCCCGAGAGCACCGAUGAGGACGCCAAAACAUCAGGACAAGACAUUGACCACCUGGACUUUAAGAUCGUGGUGGAGCCGAAGGAUUCCUCAUCCUUCACCGUGAUCCUCGUGGCCUCGUCCAGGCAGGAGAAGGCUGCGUGGACCAGUGACAUCAGCCAGUGCGUGGACAACAUCCGCUGCAACGGGCUGAUGAUGAACGCCUUCGAGGAGAACUCCAAGGUCACCGUGCCCCAGAUGAUCAAGUCUGAUGCCAGCUUGUAUUGUGAUGAUGUUGACAUUAGGUUCAGUAAAACGAUGAAUUCCUGCAAGGUCCUGCAGAUCCGCUAUGCCAGCGUGGAGCGGCUGCUGGAGCGGCUGACGGACCUGCGCUUCCUGAGCAUCGACUUCCUCAACACCUUCCUGCACUCCUACCGCGUCUUCACCACCGCCCUCGUGGUCCUCGACAAGCUCAUCACCAUCUACAAGAAGCCCAUCAGUGCCAUCCCUGCACGGUCGCUGGAGCUGCUGUUUGCAAACAGCCAGAACAACAAGCUGCUCUACGGGGAGCCCCCCAAGUCCCCCCGAGCCAACCGCAAGUUCUCGUCGCCGCCGCCGCUCUCCAUCUCCAAAUCCUCGUCGCCCAGCCGCCGCAGGAAGCUGUCCCUCAACAUCCCCAUCAUCACGGGCGGCAAGGCGCUGGACCUGGCGGCGCUGAGCUGCUCCUCCAACGGCUACGCCGGCGUCUACUCCUCCAUGGCCCCCUUCAGCAAGACCACUCUGGACAUCAACAAGCUCUACGUGUCCAGUGGCUACCCCAACAAAAUCCCAGACGAAGGAGAAGCGGCCUCGGAAAAGCAGGAGGAGUCGCUGCCGGGCAAGCAGAGCUCAGAGGUGUCUGUCAGGGAGGAGUCGGACACAGAUCCCAACCACAGCGACGAGGCAGAAGCUGAAGCUUCCCCAACGAAAUCUCCAACGACUCCCAAGUCCAUCAAGUGCAAAAACUCAUCAGAUUUCUCGCUGUUUUCCUACAACAAUGGCAUGGUGAUGACGUCCUGCCGGGACCUGGACAGCACCCGCAGCGCCCUGUCUGCCACCUCCGCCUUCGCCAUCGCCACGGCGGGGGCCAACGAGGGCACCCCCACCAAGGAGAAAUACCGCAGGAUGUCCCUGGCCAGCGCAGGCUUCCCGACGGACCAGCGGAACGGGGACAAGGAGUUCGUGAUCCGGAGAGCAGCCACCAACCGUGUGCUGAACGUGCUGCGGCACUGGGUGUCCAAACACUCACAGGACUUUGAGACCAACGAGGAGCUGAAGUUCCGGGUGAUCGGCUUCCUGGAGGAGGUCAUCCACGACCCCGAGCUCCUGACCCAGGAGAGGAAAGCGGCUGCCAACAUCAUCAGGACUCUGACACAGGAGGAUCCAGGAGACAACCAGAUCACCCUGGAGGAGGUGGUGCAGAUGGCCGAGGGGGUCAAAGCAGAGCCCUUUGAAAACCACUCAGCCCUGGAGAUCGCAGAGCAGCUGACACUGCUGGAUCACCUGGUCUUCAAGAAGAUCCCAUACGAAGAAUUCUUUGGGCAAGGCUGGAUGAAGCUGGAGAAGAACGAGAGGACUCCUUACAUCAUGAAGAACACGAAGCACUUCAAUGAUGUCAGCAACCUGAUCGCGUCCGAGAUCAUCCGCAACGAGGAGAUCGCGGCGCGCGUCUGCGCCAUCGAGAAGUGGGUGGCGGUGGCCGACAUCUGCCGCUGCCUGCACAACUACAACGCCGUGCUCGAGAUCACCUCGUCCCUGAACCGCAGUGCCAUCUUCCGCCUCAAGAAAACCUGGCUCAAGGUCUCCAAGCAGACCAAGGCUCUGAUUGAUAAGCUCCAGAAGCUGGUGUCGUCGGAGGGCAGGUUCAAGAACCUGAGGGAGGCACUGAAAAAUUGUGACCCUCCGUGUGUCCCCUACCUGGGCAUGUACCUGACAGACCUGGCGUUCAUCGAGGAGGGCACCCCAAACUACACUGAGGAUGGCCUGGUGAACUUCUCCAAAAUGAGGAUGAUCUCACACAUCAUAAGGGAGAUCCGCCAGUUCCAGCAAACCUCCUACAAGAUCGAGCACCAGCCGAAGGUGACGCAGUACCUGCUGGACCAGUCGUGUGUGAUGGACGAGGAGAGCCUUUACGAAGCUUCUCUGCGAAUAGAGCCCAAGCUGCCUUCCUGAG